Molecule: messenger RNA, 2134 nt
Organism: Scleropages formosus (Asian bonytongue)
Lineage: Eukaryota; Metazoa; Chordata; Actinopteri; Osteoglossiformes; Osteoglossidae
Gene: afmid
Product: arylformamidase
Exons: 11
Coding region: 635-1516 (293 amino acids)
Molecular function (GO): arylformamidase activity
Source: RefSeq, a predicted model, not a curated record
AAGUAAAACAUUCUCAAACAAACGAAUUACAGGUCAGUGAGACUCAAACAAAUAAGUUAGCAACUGACAAUCUGCAAAUAAAUGAGCGUCAGACAAAUGGUUUGCAAAGGUUCAUACGAAUAUAACGCAUUCAACAGAAUAUGUAAAUGAGUGAGCAGUAAACCGAUUGGGCUUGAUCCAAUGAGAGUGACCCUGAUAAAUUUUAAACCAAUGGCCUUCCAGUCCGCUAACUUUUAACCCCUCUGAAGGUCCCGGAAAUCGCGAGCUCGUUCUGGCGCCUAGUCGUCUCCAGGGACCGGCAGUUAUUCUGAAAAGAAACUUUUAGUGCUUGUGUCGCCCACGAAUGGAGUGGGUUUGAGGGAGAAAUAUAAGCCGUUUUAGAAGCGGUAUUGGCUAGAUCACACGUAUAAAUCAUAAUGUUAAUGUGUACACCCCUACAAACACUUUAAAAAGUCGAUCAACAGGGAAUUAUGUAAUUUAUUUGCACGAGGUGCUGCGCUAAAUUGUGGAGGCCCCUAAGUUGUGCAAGAGCGCGCUGCUGCCGCGUUUCAAAGUCCUGGUAAAUUACCGUGGUGCACACGCGCGAGGGGCUCCAUUUGUGGUUUUUCCUGUUCCUCACAACAACAACAUCAUCAUGUCUCAGUGGAGGGAAAUGGAGCCAAGUGAGCUCAGGAGGCAGUACUCCCCCAGCGAGUGGUCGCCCAGGAUGUCUGCGGAUGACGUGAUAAAGGCCCACGUGGCUGCGCUCCAACAAGGUACGGAGAGGGCUCGUGCUGUGGCCCAGACCCUGCUGGACGUGCCCUACGGAGACGGAGAUGGGGAAAAGCUGGACGUUUACGUGCCCAGCAAUCCCUCUCUAGAGAUGCCCUUAGUGAUCUACAUUCAUGGAGGAUACUGGCAGUUCCUCAGCAAGGAAGAGUCAGGGUUCUUGGCGGCGCCGCUGGUGCAGAGGGGUGUCGCUGUCGUGGCUGUGGGCUAUGAUAUCGCCCCCAAAGGGAAUAUGGACCUGAUGGUGUCUCAGGUGCGCCAGAGCGUGGUGUCCGUCGUCCAGCAGUACUCCCACAUCAGUGGUCUGUACCUGUGCGGUCACUCGGCGGGGGCGCACCUGGCCGCCAUGGUCCUCUGCACGGACUGGUCCCAGUACAGCGUCACUCCCCAGAUCAAAGGCGCGUUCCUCGUCAGCGGUGUUUACGACCUGCUGCCCAUCCUCUCGACCUACGUCAACGAACCUCUGAAGAUGACAGAGGAGGUUGCCCUGAGGAACAGCCCCAGCCAGUUGGUGAGCCAGCUGAAGAACUCCUCCUCGGCAUGCGACAUCGUGGUGGCCGUGGCUCAGAAUGACUCCCCCGAGUUCAGGAAACAGUCGGAGGACUAUUUCAGGGUGCUGGAAUCCUCAGGACUCAAGGUCUCUUUUGAAGACGUUCCCAACACGGACCAUUUCAACAUCAUCGAGCAGCUGGUGGAGCCAAACUAUCAUCUCACGCAACUCCUGUUGAAGAUGAUGGGCAGAAGUUAAGAGCACGACACGGGAGCGGCACGUACCCACAAUGCAACACCUGCCUCCGCGCAGCACUUCCACCUCGAGGCCACUUCUCUGCACUCGUCCGUUAGUCUCGGACUGUAGGGUUGUCUGCUGUCAUCCUCUGAGCUCUUUUGGCUUAGUUUCCCUUCUCACACAGCACUUAUUACCUGUUUCUCAAACUGUCCUCUUAAAUGUCUCAGUUUUGUUGUUUCCUCGAUGACUAGAUUGUUAUAACUCAUGUAACACCAGUGUCAUCUCAAAAUACGUACAUUCUUGCACCCAUCUUAAUCUAUAAAGCAUGUACUGCGCAUUCUGAAACAUCUCAAAUCAUGCAGACUACAAAUAAUGCAUAGUGCCUUUUGAAGUUAGCAGGAAAAGGAGAAAUAACUGAACGAGUAAUAUACUGUAUAUUUUUGCAUGGGAUAAGAAAUCCUAUUAUGUCUAUAUUUGAAUGGAUUAUUUGAAACAUCAGUGUAUCUAUUGCUUUAAAAAUUGCAUUCUAAUAAUGAAUAAUUCUGCAAUUCUUGAUGGUGCUCACCAUGUAGAAAUGACACAUUUUGUGAAUUCUGAUUGUAACUGUAUUUUUUUGGGGGAGGAAUCAUGAUUAAUAAA